AAGCCCCCGCCUUUCAAUACCUCACUCGUCAUCCAGUAUGUACAGCCAUUGUUCGUAUAAAAUCAAGUGCACAUCACGUUAAUCUGUCGCGUUGACUCAUACCAAGGGGUGCAAUAUCGGGGUAACUUGAUAAAACUCCAAGCAACGAUAAACUCCCUUGGCAGACUGUCGUUUAUUUUUAGAUAUAUUCUUGGAAAGCCCAGGGCUUAUUUUCUAAACUUCGGCCUUGGCAUACUUAUUUUGUGGAAUAAUGGAGUUUAAGUGUGAAAAUAAAUAGAUAUGUCAGCAUUGAUUUCCAGCACAGAAGUGAACGAUGCAAUUAAUGCGAAGCCAGCUGAAGUUGGUGCCAACGACGCACCAGAAGACGAAAGUCCAGAACCCGAAACUACAGCUUCGCCAGGACCUGCAACUCCUGAAGCUAACAGUGAUUCAUUACCUAAUGAUUAUGUUGUCGUGGAUGAAGUGCCUGAUGUAGAGUCCGAGGAGAUACAGAAUUUGCAAAGACAAACAUCGGGUUUUGCAGGUUAUUUGGAAUAUAUACCCAGUAUGCCUACCAUACAGUUGUCUAGCUACCUACCGGGAUGGCUAUAUCCUGCUACUGAAACUGACAGUGGUACAAGUGCAAACACAGAGUUAAAUGAGAGCAACAAGAAUUUUGAGAUAUGGCUAAAUGAAACAAUAAGAGGCGAUUAUACUGGAUCUAUUGAAGAAGAACAACGGUUCAGGGCCUGUUUGAUUACAGCUAUUUCCGAACACUUCAUUAGGAUGCAACACAUCGAUGAUGGAUUUCUUACAGAAAACUGUUCUGUCACUAACGAGGAAAUGUGUUAUGCACGUGCCAGUAAAUCACAGUGCGCGAGGAGACUUCUUUUAAUGUUGUUACACAGAGACACCAGGACAAUACUGUUCUUUUUGUUCGAGUUGUCCAGUCUCGCUAAGGACACUGUGGAGAAUAUAGUACGCUCCCUCCACCAACAUUUGGAAUCAAGCUUCGCGAAACAAGCUCAAUGCCUUCGUUGUAUUCUUCAAGAAAGAGUAAGUAUAUGCCUGAUCUCAGAUCACCUUCCAAGGUGUGACAGUGGAUUGUUGACAUUUGUCAACACUGUGAGCGAGAAAGACCAACCUGCUAUACCCAGUGUAUCCGGGAGACUUUGGAAUAUUUUGUUCGACACAGUAACUAAUGAAGUUCUGUAUUGGAAAGUUAUUAGAAUGAUCAAAGAAGCUAUCGAGUCGUGCGGUUAUCAAACAGAUAUUGUUAGAAUGUUAAACGGAGAUAUUGAUACGGGCAGAAAUAGCUUUAUUUGUAGAUGUGAUGAUAUGCGAAGAGGUCAGAAUGGCGAUAUACAUGAAUCACAAGAGAAACGGGAACCAUUAUCAAUGUCUCGUGGAGCAGAAGGAAAUAGCAAUCCAGUUGAUGAAUCAGAUAUUGCUGAAGCAGAGAAUAAUCAAAUAGUUGCGAAUACUAAAGUUGAAACAGACCCCGGCCACCAAUCAGCCAGCGGGUUUAGAUAUGAAAAUACUAAUACUCGAGUGGUUGUAUAUCCACAAAACAACGGUGCCUCCGGAUAUGCUGAAGAUAUGAAGGGGCCGAAAGGAAAUGUAGAUAAAGGUAAAACUCCGAUGCAACAUCCUGCUAGUAAAAGAAAACAAGAUCAGAGCAGAAGCAAUGGGGAUGAAAUUUUGAAAAGGAAACCCCCUAAUGGUUCAGAUCAGAAAUCGACAAGAAAACGAAAAGAAGAGUCGAGUGAAAAUGAAACUAAGGAGAAAAGAAGACGGGGCGAUGGUGGAGAAAACAGCGGGACUUCUAGGACCGUAAACUGCGACUUACAAAUGGAGAUGUUGAAGAUAGUUGGACAAGAAAAUCAGCCUGACAGUGGGUUAUCUUUGCCAAGUACAUCCAGUAACGGUGACAGUGGAGUGUACGAACAAUCAACAAUGUAUUCAGAAGGCGAAUGCGAUGAUGAAACCGUGCCAAAACAAAUUGCAGUUGAUCUCAGUUUAUCUGCUUUCCAUACUAGUAAUGACCAAGACACUGAAGGACAAGCUGUAGAAGAUACGUCCGGUAAUGAAUAUGCAAGUGAUAUUUCAGCUCCAAUGCAUCAAGAGUCAGUUUCAAACCUGUGCAAUAUGGAGGACAGGUUCGAGGAGAUGUCAGAUGCGUCUCAUGAACAAGAUAACUAAGUCGAACCAAACACUACAGAAGAAAUGUUAACGCUGACUACACCAUGUAACGAGAAAAAUAGAAGAGAAAAGAGAUGAUAUGUUGUUUCAUGAGGUUUACAUUUCACUAAGUAAUAAUCUCUAUUAUCACCUUUAGCAGAGAUAAAAAAAAUCUGAUUUUACCAGCCUUGUUCAAUAGUUAAAAGUGGAUUUGUGUUCAAACUCGUUCAUUUUAUACCUUGAACAUUCGCUUCCAUUUGUGUCACUGUAGAGACAAGGCCAGUUAAUGCAGGGAAAACUAUUUUUGAUUGUCAUUUGUGAAUGGACCAUGUUUUAUUUUAUACGACAUAUGUGUUUAAUAUAAAUCGUUUCUGAUAAUACUCACGCUAAUCAUUUGUUAGAAGAAGUAUACCCGGUAUUAUUUAUUUGAUUUAUCGUUUUGAUAGGAUGUAAUUAAAUUUUUGUACAUGUCGAUGUUUGAUCUCAUUUUGUUAAAAUCUUAUAUUGAAUACAUUUUGUAUGUGUAAUUAAUUUAUGUUUCUUUAAAUGUGAAAAUUAAUUUGUACUUAUGAUGACUGUUAAGCAAUAGGGCCGGCAGCAAAGUGUCAUUGUUAUUAUUAUCAUACAUUCUAUUUCUGCACAUGAUAGUCUUUCUUUACAUCAUUUUAAAUUUUCUUUGUAUGUAAAUUACUAAUUGUAUGCCUGAUAUAAUUAUAUUUACUUUGAACAGAUUACUAAGUCAUAUCAGAUUAUACUGAUGUUUACACAGCAAAUUUGUUUUAAACGAAGUUCACCUAUUUGUGAACUUUAAAUUUAGCGGUUUAGGUUAUACAAAUCCGAUUAAAGUUAUUUUUAACUUGGUCAGUCUGUUUAUAACUCAGUCUUAAAUCUAUUCAACUAGAGGUUAAAUAUAUACCUUUUCCUAAAAUAAUCAAUCGUUUCAAUGAAUUAGAUAUAUUACUUAUAUUAUUUAAAAUCUUGAAUUAUUUUGUAACAAGUUGCACCACAUCUGCUUUUAAUCAUGUCGCAUUUUUGCAGAGGGUUGAUGCAAAUAAUACUAGUUUCAAAAAUUUGCAUGAACCAUGCUAGAGUAGCCAGAGUAGCCAGGGUUAGGGUUAGGGUUGGUUUCUGGCUAGUCUGGCUGUUUGGUUGCUCUGGCUAAACUCCCACACAUGUGUAAACUCUUGUCAGUCAAGUAUAUUGAUCAGCUGGUAGCGGAGUUGGUCCCUGGGGUUAUCGGUUCUCAAUCAUUGAUUAAAGUGAGGAAAUUAAAACAAGAUAUCAUUAUAUCACUUGUUAGGUUUAUACUUGAUAUACUGUUGAAAAAGGCAUUUUCAUCCAAGUACAAGCCAACAAAAUAUAGUCUGCGACUGAAACCUUCUGUUUAAAUAGACCUAGGUAUGUUCACCACGGAAAUACUGCGGCGAAUUACACUUCUUUUCUGUCGCCUAUCUGUCAUUUUGAGUCUAAAACAGAAUGGUGGUUAUUGUAUCCUCUAUUGAAAAUUAAUACACAUCUUUAUAAACCUGAAAGGAGCUGACUGGUUUCUCGUUGGAACGGGUUGUGGUUACAAGUGUAACUCCUGUCUGUUUAUUUUCUAUGGCUAAAUGUGGCUUAUCAUCGUUUUUGAACAUAAUAUAGAAACAUGUUAUUCUUUUUAUUAGCCCACCUGAACCGGAGGAUCAGGAUGUUCUAACAGUAUAUAGGUGGAUGGGCCGGCGUCCAUCGUCAACAAUGUUCUGAAACUACGGGCCAGACUUACUCCAAACGUAGCCUGUACCAUCCUGAAAAUGUCCUUUCUCAAUUUCAAUUAAAUGGUUUUGCCUGACCUUUUCUAGGGCUGCUAGAGCAAAAGAAAGACAAAUAUUUAUACGACUUCUUCUCAUGAACCGCAUGACAGAACGUCAUCAAGCUAGGCCUGUCCUCUUCAAAAUUUAUUCAAAUAUGGGCACUCGGUCCAUUUUAGGGGCCGCUAGAGCUAAAAUCAGAAAUAUCUUUAAACGACUUCUUCUAAUACUUUACUUCUCAAAGACGCAUCACAACAUAGUCACCUAUUCCCCCGCUCACAAUCACAUAAACUUGAAGAAAAUCAUUCUCACAGUUGGAAAAAAAAUCAUAUUAUAACGCACUGCAGCUGCGGGCACCGUGAAUCCAAAUAAUACUUGCUGUGUAUAAUACUAUUGUAAAAUCAGUUCAAGAAUAAAUGAAUUCACUGCACUCUCACAGUUGAACAAUCAGUACAAAACUCAUAUAAUACCGUGCUGCGGCACCGAGAAUCCAAAAAUAACUUUCUGUGUAUCGUAAAAUUAAUUCAAGGACAACAGGAGGCUUUUUUCAGUCGAGUCUUGUUGUUUAGGUCAGGUGAAUGGGCAUAAAUGUAUGUGAAUUAUACUGGAUCUAUACAAACAAAACCAAAUUAAAAAAUGAUUAAAAAAAAAAGUAAAGUAAAAAAAAUAAAAAAAUAAAAAAAUAAAACGAAA
This is a messenger RNA of Mercenaria mercenaria, 4640 nucleotides long. RefSeq lists its product as uncharacterized. The transcript has 3 exons. Lineage: Eukaryota; Metazoa; Mollusca; Bivalvia; Venerida; Veneridae. Bases 280 to 2181 code for a protein of 633 amino acids. The record is from RefSeq and is a predicted model, not a curated record.